Messenger RNA from Melitaea cinxia (Glanville fritillary), 750 nucleotides. Its product is annotated as NADH dehydrogenase [ubiquinone] 1 alpha subcomplex assembly factor 2. NCBI's taxonomy places the organism in Eukaryota, Metazoa, Arthropoda, Insecta, Lepidoptera, Nymphalidae. The record is from RefSeq and is a predicted model, not a curated record. The coding region runs from base 279 to 725 and encodes 148 amino acids. Gene Ontology annotation, cellular component: membrane. Gene Ontology annotation, biological process: mitochondrial respiratory chain complex I assembly. The transcript is spliced from 3 exons.
CUCCGUCGUGUGUUCUCCAUCCCACGUGACACUGGCGAAAUGAUAUGUGUCAAACUGACACAACUAAAAGCCAUUAAGCAAAGAACUGAACUGAACUAACUGACUAUUGGAGUAUAUAUGAGUAUUUAUAUUUCAAUUCAACGUUUCAGGUUUUUAUAAAUUCGUGUCGCAGUAGGGAAAUUGAUAUUUUUAAGGUCUUAUUAACAUCCUGUUAUAUACGGAUUAACCUAAGGUUUAUAUUAUAAUCUUAUUGUUUAAAUUUAUUAACAUCUAUACCAAUGUCUAACGGCCAAUAUCGCCAAGUGUGGCGAAUAGUAUUAAGAAAUUUUUUAAAUUCUUUCAAGCCACGCCAAAUUCAGGGUAACAAUAUAGGUAAAGAUUACAUAGGUAAUGUUUAUUAUGAAAUACCAGCGGAUCCAAGCAGAGGAAAGAGGAAACCUUCACGGUGGUAUGAUCCGCCGAAGGGUUUGGACUUUCAAGAUCCAAUACCAGCUGAGUGGGAGGCUUGGCUUAGGAUGAGAAGAAACGAACCACCUACUGAAGAGGAAGUAGCCAAGAAUCUUGCCAUUGCUGAAAUGAAGAAAGUGAAUGCUGCAAAAAUUGAAGAACAAAGAUUGAUUGAUGGUGGUUCUCUGCCAGCUCCAGCAGAAAAAGGUCAUGAGUCAUUUCCAACAUAUUCAGAAUAUCACCCGGGAGAUCCAACCAACAAAUAUAGAAAUAAAUGAAAUAUGAUUAAAUAUUAUGCAAUAA